CCAGUCGGCCACCGAAACCAUCACGAACAAGUCAAAAUCAAAUCACGACCUUUUUCCUCUAUUGAUUGGAACUCCCUCAAGCCAAGGUCACCGCAAAGGAGCCUUCUUUUUCUUCUUCUUUCUUCCUGUCUUCGAUUUCGAUUCCCGGAGUUGACUCAGCGGCAUCGGGAUGGCAUCGACAGCGACAGCGGCGACCGCCUCUCCGUCCCAGCUCUCCUGCUUCUCCGCGAUCGAUCGCAAGCUCCAGCUUCGCAAGCUCUCUGCUUUGUCCUUCCGAAGCCAUCGAUCCAAGUCAUCAGUCGUCAUGAGUCUUGAAGGACGUGGCCCAGAGACUACUUCCCCUGGCAACACAAGUUCUUUGAGUUACACAGAUGACGCUUCAAGAUCAGAAAUGAACGGGGCAACAAAGUCAUAUACAUCCAUGGAAGACCAUCAUGCUGAAAAUAGGGGACUAACUGAGCCCGAACAGGAACAGGGUGUUGCGACGCCAGUGAGGGCUGCUAAAAUUCAUGAUUUUUGCCUUGGAAUUCCCUUUGGCGGUCUAGUUUUCAGUGGUGGACUUCUUGGUUUCAUUUUCUCAAGAAAUCCAACUGCUCUGGGCAAUGGUGUACUAUUUGGAGGUGCUAUACUAGCCCUUAGCACACUUAGCUUGAAGAUCUGGAGAGAAGGAAAAUCCAGCUUGCCUUUCAUUUUAGGACAAAUAGUCCUCUCUGCUGUCAUCUUCUGGAAGAACUUUCAGACUUACUCUCUGACGAAGAAAGUAUUUCCAACCGGGCUUAACUUACUUAUCAGUGCUGCGAUGCUGUGCUUCUAUUCGUACGUAAUCUUGUCGGGAGGAAAUCCGCCACCAAAGAAGUUGAAAUCUUCUGCAUAUGUCUCGUAGUCACAUGGUUGCAAAUGUUUGAAUGAAUAGAGAGGUUGGAAUCUUUUUCUUCCUUUUUGACUAUAAUACAGAGUUGCAUGGUGAACUGAACAAAAGUCUUGGGUGGAUGGGUGAAGCCUGUAAUUUCAUGUUGAUCUGUGUCUGUUUACUUACAUAGCUCCUAGUUAUAUGCUUUUAGAGUUCAGAAGGACGGUUUGCUAGUAUGAAGUUAUUUUGAGGAGGAGGACGCCAUUUAGACUGACUCUUUCUGAGCCUUGUCAAAGAGUGAAGAUUUGGGGGUAUAGAAACCUCAUGCAGUGUUCUUUACGUAAGCAUCUUUGGUGCAGCGCGCCACCAUGGGUAAUAAGAGAGAAUUUUUCUUUACGGUAGUUAACUUCUCAGUCCUUCAUUUGCUUGUAUCUUGACGCUCUAUGUAUUAAACUAGAAUAAGAAAAUGAGGGUGAAGAUGUGAAGAUUUUCCCAGUUAUGGAACUGCUGGUCUCCUGCCCGGGUGGUUUUCACUGA
This is a messenger RNA of Eucalyptus grandis, 1387 nucleotides long. RefSeq names its product protein FATTY ACID EXPORT 1, chloroplastic. Lineage: Eukaryota; Viridiplantae; Streptophyta; Magnoliopsida; Myrtales; Myrtaceae. Bases 170 to 883 code for a protein of 237 amino acids. Gene Ontology annotation, cellular component: membrane. The record is from RefSeq and is a predicted model, not a curated record. The transcript has 6 exons.